Molecule: messenger RNA, 1685 nt
Organism: Nicotiana tabacum (common tobacco)
Lineage: Eukaryota; Viridiplantae; Streptophyta; Magnoliopsida; Solanales; Solanaceae
Source: RefSeq, a predicted model, not a curated record
AACGUCUGAAUUUCAAAUCCCUCUUUCUUUCUUCUUAAUCCACCGCCCCUUUUCAAGAUUUUGUCUUUUUUCGUUAUACUCACACCCCCUUUAAUCCUUACUAGCGUCUCUUAAUUGCUUUUUCAGUUCCUUUACAACAGUAGCACAACAAAUGGAGGGCCUUUGUUGCUGAGGAGAUUUGCAGCUUUACAUUAGCUUCUUCGUUGAACGAAGCUAAUUUCAAGUUCACCUGAUCAUCAAAUAUGGUUGGUGGCCCUUUAGGUCGGAAAUGUAAAACGAACGGCUCCAUCUGUAGUAAAGUUGAGGAAAAGCAGUUAGAUGCCCCAGUUCCUACUUCAGUGUCAUCUGUUCGGAGAUCUCCUGUUUUAUCUAGCAAGGACACCACCCAAAUUCUAAAGAAGAAUUUAUCACUUGCUUUUAGCACAAAAGUUUUGUGUGGAAAAGAAACAGAAAGUACACGGGAGUUGAGGAGCGCUGAGACAAGGAAUAGAAGUUCAUUUUCCGCACCUACAAUUAGUUCUUCUGGAAAAACUAAUACAGAAAAGCAAAACGAUCAUACAGUCCAAGUCCUGCAAAUGAAGACAAGGUUAAAAAAAGGUUCGGAAUUAGAAGCAAUUAAGACAAGCCAAGUGAAAGAUGCUCCUGCUCCUAGAAGACCACCCUUGCCUCCUGUAACUAAGAAAAUCAAGAAGAUUUCAGCCGCCGCGCCUCAAGUCCUACAGGAAAUAACGCCAACCCAGACUUCUAGCCAUCAAUCACAACCAACACCUAGACAUACAAAGAGCUCUGAACUUCAGAAGACUUCAUCUAAGACCCAGCUUUCACGUCAAAAGACGCAGGGCAAAACUCCUGUCCAUCAAUCCAAAUAUCAAAAGGCUCCAACUUCAGAUAUUUCGCAAAAAAGGACCCUCAACCAGAAUUCGAUGGGAAAGACAAGGAUCCCUACUUCCAUCAGGCAAUCUAAAUCGUCCACAAGUACCAAGGAGCCUUUAAGAAUUAAUGAAGAGCCUAUCCACCAUAUUAUAUGGGAAGGUCCGGAUGAAACAUUUGAAUCUUCUGGAAUCACUUGCCCACUAUGUGAAAAUGAUCUGUCUUACAUGCCUGCUGAAUAUGUAGAUGAAUAUUAUGAUGAUGUUGAGCCUUUGGUUCUCCCAAAUGUUGCUAUUUUUCCGUGUGGUCAUUCUUUUCACAGUGUAUGCUUAGAUGGAAUUGCCCCUGAAGAAAACUCAGGUGAUCCUCCAUGCUAUUUUUGUCUCAGUUGCAUGUCUUGAGAAUUAUGAGUCCCAUCUCGUUUCUUCCGGAUUCUCAAAUCAAUUUGUUGGGGGCAUUCUUGAAGCGGCUUCAAGUAAAUUUUGCCACGUGUACAGAUCCCUUAUGGUCUCUUUCCCUUUCGACUGUGUAGCCGCUCUAGCAGAUACUAUGAGCCCUUUGUCCCACGUAUCUAACCAGCUCAGUGGGUCACCGGUUCUGCCAAAAACUCUCAUAUCAUGAAGCUUUGGAUGCGUUUGAAAGCCUCGAUAUGACUUGCAGAAUAAAGUCUUUCUUCAAUUUCAGCUGCUCAUUUUAGUUCAAUUUUUUUUGUCAAUUUAGAAAUAGCAAUAUAUUGAGGCCAAUUUCUCAAGAUUAUUUCCAGGAUUUUACAUGCUUAUUAAAAGAUCUCAGAGCUUCAGUUUUGGCAUGGUUUC